Paramecium sonneborni is the source of this 265-nucleotide messenger RNA. NCBI's taxonomy places the organism in Eukaryota, Ciliophora, Oligohymenophorea, Peniculida, Parameciidae. The record is from the annotation of a GenBank genome assembly.
AUAGGAUUUUAAAAUAAUUAAUUUUAUGGAUAAGAAAUAUAAUCGUCAUUUGUAUUACAAAGGAAUUAUGACAUGGGAAGAUUUUAAAAAAUAUAUGAGUAUCUUUCUCUAUUUUAUUAGGGGAGUUAUGAGGAUAAUAAUAAAGAUUGAUAUGGAGAAUUCUAUUGACCUGAUGCUGGAAUCUAUAAAGGAUUUUAUUUAAAUGGAUUUUACAUGGAGAGGCAAUCUUUAUUGAUAAAAAUAGUAAAUAAUUAAAGGAGAGAGG